AUGACCUUUUUCGGCUACUUGGAUUUAAUGCGCUUGCCUAUUCUGUCACUUCAUAAUGCAAAUAGCAUCUUUGCGGCCAAUCGUGACGAAUACCUCAAUCGCCCAACUUCCCUUGCAGAAUGGUGGCAUCCCACGAUCCUUUCUGGCGUGGAUUUGUUUCGCACAGAACACGGAACAUGGCUAGGGAUAUCCUUAUCAGGGCGCUUUGCUGCACUCACAAACUACCGUGAGCCAUUUCCUCCAGAUCCAGAUACCGUUUUAUCCCGCGGACUAAUGGUUCGAAAUAUCCUCGAAUCGGACAUUGAUCUGGAACAAUAUAUGGAGUUUUUGAAAAAACAUAACGAUUGGUAUGGAGGCUUUAAUUUAAUUGCUGCUGAUCUAGGAACGACUGAGCCAAAGGCCUUUUAUUAUGCGAACAGAGAGAAACAGGAUGUCACCGUUCUGGACAAGAAAGAGAUCUAUGGCUUGUCCAAUUCGGUACUUGGCAACCCAUGGCCCAAAGUCGAGAAUGGUAGGAAGAGUAUGGAACGGUUAUUAAGCGAGUUUACCUCGGAAGAAGAUUUGAUCGAGAAAUUGUUUAGCUCGUUGAGUACAACGGUCCCAAUCUCUGUCUCUCAACCGACAUCAAUAGACAAGAUUGAAGAAAUCAAAUCAACCAUUCGCGUUCCGGUAAUCAACAUAGGUGAACUCUAUGCGACACGUACGAGUACAGUCAUUCUAGUGGAUCAUAACGAUCGAGUGGUGUUUGUUGAGCGAACGCUUUACAACGAGCUCACGCAGAAAUGGGAGGCAGUCGAUAAGAAAUUCGAGUUUCAUAUUGGCAAGAGUGCAAAUGUGGGCGAACCAGCGCCGGGAAGAACAAAAACGAGCGUUGUGAACGACUUGGAGUCAGAAAGUGAUAAAACAAACCGGAUUUGCAAUAACUCAAAGAUCUGA
Molecule: messenger RNA, 936 nt
Organism: Paraglomus brasilianum
Lineage: Eukaryota; Fungi; Glomeromycota; Glomeromycetes; Paraglomerales; Paraglomeraceae
Source: the annotation of a GenBank genome assembly